Molecule: messenger RNA, 2588 nt
Organism: Coregonus clupeaformis (lake whitefish)
Lineage: Eukaryota; Metazoa; Chordata; Actinopteri; Salmoniformes; Salmonidae
Product: alpha-soluble NSF attachment protein
Exons: 11
Coding region: 116-1003 (295 amino acids)
Biological process (GO): SNARE complex disassembly; regulation of synaptic vesicle priming; synaptic transmission, glutamatergic
Cellular component (GO): vacuolar membrane; synaptobrevin 2-SNAP-25-syntaxin-1a complex; terminal bouton
Molecular function (GO): soluble NSF attachment protein activity; syntaxin binding
Source: RefSeq, a predicted model, not a curated record
UAUAAUAACAACGGAUGUGACGCGUAGCUAAAUGUAAAUACAGAGCUUACUGUGUUCUGCAUUGAAUACUACGUACAAUUUCCAGAGCUAACGAAUAAUACAUUGUUUAAAUAAUAUGGAUAAUUCCGGGAAAGAGAAGGAGGCUUUGGCUCUCAUCGCUGAGGCUGAUAAAAAGAUGAAAUCCUCACGAGGAUUUGGGAUGUUGUUCGGAGGUUCAUCCCGGAAGUAUGAGGAAGCGUGUGACAUGUAUGUGAGGGCAGCAAACAUGUUCAAAAUGGCCAAAAAUUGGAGUGCUGCUGGCAACGCAUUCUCCCAAGCAGCACACCUCCAUCUGCAGAUGGACAACAAACUUGAUGGAGCCAUCAAUUUACUUGAUGCAGGCAAUGCUUUCAAAAAAGCAGACCCACAAGAGGCCAUCAACUGCCUGAACCAAGCCAUUGAAAUUUACACCGACAUGGGCCGUUUCACCAUUGCAGCCAAACACCAUAUAUCUAUUGCUGAGAUCUACGAGAGUGAGCUAUUAGACGUUGAUAAGGCCAUUGCUCACUAUGAACAGGCUGCAGAUUACUACAAAGGGGAGGAGUCAAACAGUGCUGCAAAUAAGUGCCUUUUGAAAGUGGCCACCUAUGCUGCCCAACUGGAACAGUACCAGAAAGCCAUUGAGAUUUAUGAACAGAUCGGAACAUAUGCAAUGGACAGCGUCCUGUUGAAGUAUGGAGCUAAAGACCACUUCUUUAAAGCAGCUCUUUGUCACUUCUGUGUGGACAUGCUUAAUGCAAGGCUGUCUGUACAGAGAUAUGAGGAAAUGUUUCCAGCCUUCUCAGACGCUAGAGAAUGCAAACUGGUUAAGAAACUUCUAGAUGCAUAUGAGGAACAGGAUGUGGAUGCAUUCACCGAUGCGGUGAAGGACUUUGACUCCAUCUCAAGAUUGGAUCAGUGGAACACCACUAUGUUACUUAGGAUCAAGAAACAAAUACAGGAUGAUGAGAGCGACCUUCGCUAAUCCUUCCCUCUGUUAAUCCAUCAGAACAAAUCAUAAUCUCCCUCGCUACUCCUGGAACUUUAACACUAUAUAUCACGUUACAUUCCUGAAUAACUUUCCAUUUUUCUGUCUGGUUGGUCUCAUCCUUUAAUCACAGGCAUUGAACCCUUUAAAUGAGUGUUUCCUGUCUAUCCACUUAUCAAUCUCUGAUGUGUUGUCAAGCAACAAGGGUCCUGGCCCAGACCCCAAAGAUAAACUACUGGAAAAAUCCUGUGUAGAAUAGCACCAGGUAGAUAAAGAAGUGUAGCUAUUAGCUAGCCCAUCCAAAUAAGAUGGAUAAUUACCUGAUACUAAACAUUGUUGUAGUUUAUUUCUUGUCAUGUGUUGUUUUCUGUCACAGUAACUCCACGUCACUCUCAAAGUGCUCAUGCUUAUAGGUAAUCUAUGUCCUGGACAUUUCCAGAGGCAACAUUUAUGUACUACUAGAACAUACUGUUAUAAACUGGUUUGUUAAACACAGUGUUUCAGUCAUAAAAUGUCAAGGCUUCUACUUUACUUAUUUGAAGUAUGUUGUCAUUGCUCAAUGCUGCUCGUCUUACACAAUAGCAAAGUCAUCAGCCAAAGACGUUUUUAAUUGGGCAUCUUAUAUUGGGUUCAGACUACGGAAGAGAUGGUACACAUUUUUCAACUCUGUACAUUAUUUCAGAGGAGUCUGCUAACAGCCAUUCCCCUUUAUUUAUUAAUCUCUAAAAUGUGAAAUGUUGAAUUGUGUUUUAUUAUACAGUAGAUACUAUUUCUGUUGUCAUUCCAAAGGAAAUAGAUUUAAAUUCCCACACAGGGAGAUGAUUCCUAUCAACCUGUCCAGGCACUUAAAAGGUGGUGGCUUAUUGCAACCUUGCACUUAACCAUUUUGAUUUAUUGUCCAUCUUGAUUAUUAUUUGAUUAAACAUUUUGUUUUAAAUUAUACAAUUAUCUUGUGGCUUGACUAAUAAGAGGUAAAGCAUAGUACAUGUACACUACACAUUACUCAAACGUCUGUAUUACAGAGAAACAGAUUAAACGGAAGGAUGAUGAUGAUAGUUAAUGAUCCAUGAUAAACUUGUCUGCUUCAUUUGAUUUACAGAAUGGUUUUUAACCUAAUUCACUGGGUUAGCAUAGAUUAAUCAAAUAAUUACUUGUAUUGCAUGCAUUCCAUGUCUUGUUUUAUGCAAAAUUAAUAAGAAAUCUGACUUUUUCUUCUCUGACUAGUUUCUGUCAUGCUCUUUUAUGGUUAUAGAGAUAUAUAUACUUAUUGAAGGCAUACCUCACAUGUUCUGACAUGGCCAAUUAAGGACAGGAGCAAUUAGUGAGGUAUUGAGUUACUUGUCUGCUUCAUGUGGAAAGUAAUAAACAGUGAAGUCUGCCUUGCCAACACAUCUGACUAAGGGCUGAUGGCUAAGAAAAUAUGUAAAUUAAAUGCACAAACAUUGUUUAAUUAAAACCUUUUGGGGUGGGACUCUGUUGGAGCAUGGUGGGUUCGAUCUGGGAUCAGUGUGUGUUUUGCUCUCUACCUGUAUUGUCUGUAUAAUCUUUAAAAAAUGCCAAAUAAAAAUAACAUGUGCAAACA